AUGGUGCCCACGCUGCUGCCCCUCCUGCUGCUGCUGCUGCUGCUGCUGCUGCCGCCGCCGCUCCUGCCCGCCGCGGCGGGCGGCCGCUGCCCGCCCCGCUGCGCCUGCAGCCAGGCCGCCCUGCGCUGCCCGCCGCCGCCGCCGCCGCCGCAGGGGGCGCUCCCCGCGCCCGCCCGCGCAUCAUUUACUCACCUGCCUGUAAAAGUAAUCCCAUCACACGCAUUUGAAGGGCUUAGAGAUGCCUUCAUCAUUGAAAUCUCUCAGAGCGACUCCCUGGAGAGAAUAGAAGCGAGCGCAUUUGACAGCCUUCCCACUUUGUCUGAAAUAUUAAUCCUGAACACGAAAAAUCUGUUGCACAUCGAGGACGGAGCGUUCAGAAACCUUCCAAGGCUAAAAUACUUGAGCAUUUGUAACACCGGAAUAAGACAGUUUCCAGACCUGACACAGAUCUUCUCAUUAGAAGCUCAUUUUAUUUUGGAGCUCUGUGAUAACUUGCGUAUGACAACUAUACCACAAAAUGCUUUCCAGGGGAUGAACAAUGAAUCGCUGACACUCAAAUUGUAUAAAAAUGGAUUUGAAGAUAUCCACAGUCAUGCCUUCAAUGGGACAAAGCUGAAUCAAUUAAUCCUGAAGGACAAUAAGAACCUCAGGUGGAUACACAACGACGCUCUGAGAGGGGCCACAGGGCCAGAUGUCCUGGAUAUUUCUUCAACAGCACUGGAGUCCCUGCCUAGUUAUGGGCUCGAGGCCAUUCAAGUCUUAAAUGCAACGUCAUCUUACUCGUUAAAGAGACUGCCACCGCUGGAUAAAUUCAGCAGUCUUCUAGAAGCUGCUCUAACGUAUCCCAGCCACUGCUGUGCUUUUCGAAAUCUAAGGACAGAAAAACAAAAUUCCUUGCUUUCCAUUUUUGACAACUUCUCCAAAGAGUGUGAAAGCACCAUGAGGAAACCAACUAAUGAAGUGUUCUACUCAGCCAUUUUCGAUGACAGUGAAAUGACCGGCUUCGACUUUGAGUAUGACUUUUGUCAGCCUAAAAUACUCACAUGCACUCCGGAACCAGAUGCAUUUAAUCCUUGCGAAGACAUCCUGGGAUACAGCUUUCUCAGAGUCCUGAUCUGGUUUAUAAACAUCCUUGCCAUUGCUGGCAAUUUCACUGUACUCCUCGUUCUCAUAACUAGCCAUUACAAGCUCACUGUUCCUCGCUUCCUCAUGUGCAACCUCUCCUUUGCUGAUUUUUGCAUGGGACUUUAUCUGCUGCUCAUUGCUUCUGUUGACGCCCAGACAAGCGGUCAGUACUACAACCACGCAAUAGACUGGCAAACAGGCAGCGGCUGCAGUACCGCCGGCUUUUUCACCGUGUUUGCAAGUGAGCUCUCAGUGUACACGCUAACAGUGAUCACUAUAGAAAGGUGGCAUACGAUCACCUAUGCCAUGCAGCUGGAUCGAAAGCUACGACUGAGGCAUGCCGUACCGAUCAUGCUCGGUGGCUGGAUAUUCUCCAUUUUAAUAGCAGUGCUGCCUCUCUUAGGGGUCAGCAGUUACAUGAAGGUCAGCAUUUGUUUACCCAUGGAUAUUGAAACAGGUCUUUCCCAAGCCUACAUACUGCUGAUCUUAGUGCUAAAUGUUGUCGCCUUCAUUGUCAUUUGUGCUUGCUACAUUAAGAUUUACAUAGCUGUUCAGAAUCCAGAGCUAGUAGCUGCCAAUAAAGAUACCAAGGUCGCCAAGAGAAUGGCGAUACUGAUCUUCACAGAUUUUACCUGCAUGGCCCCCAUCUCCUUUUUUGCCAUAUCCGCUGCCUUUAAAGUACCUCUCAUCACAGUGACAAACUCCAAGAUCUUGCUGGUUUUAUUUUACCCUGUCAACUCCUGUGCAAACCCGUUUCUCUACGCAAUCUUCACCAAAGCAUUUCGAAGGGAUUUCUUUCUGCUGAUGAGCAAGCUUGGUUGCUGUAAGAGCCGAGCAGAGCUUUACAGGAUGAACUAUUUCUCUGCUUAUACCUCCAACUGCAAGAACGGCAGCUCAGCCACAGCCCCCAGCAAAGCCUCGCAAGCGCUGCUGCUGUUGUCGGCGUUAGAGAAGCCAUAUCCUGCAGUACGAGACAAGACAUGUUACAACGAAAAUUAAACCGGAGUGCCAAUAGAUGCGGCACUUUGCAAGGCCAGUUGUAAUUAUUCUAGUGACUAGGGAUUAUUUUAUAAUACCUUGAACGUUUCACAAUAAAUAAAAAUGC
Molecule: messenger RNA, 2230 nt
Organism: Gymnogyps californianus (California condor)
Lineage: Eukaryota; Metazoa; Chordata; Aves; Accipitriformes; Cathartidae
Product: lutropin-choriogonadotropic hormone receptor
Exons: 11
Coding region: 1-2124 (707 amino acids)
Biological process (GO): ovulation cycle process; luteinizing hormone signaling pathway; ovarian follicle development
Cellular component (GO): membrane
Molecular function (GO): luteinizing hormone receptor activity
Source: RefSeq, a predicted model, not a curated record